This is a messenger RNA of Suricata suricatta (meerkat), 3586 nucleotides long. RefSeq names its product elongation factor for RNA polymerase II 2 (gene ELL2). NCBI's taxonomy places the organism in Eukaryota, Metazoa, Chordata, Mammalia, Carnivora, Herpestidae. Gene Ontology annotation, cellular component: transcription elongation factor complex. Gene Ontology annotation, biological process: transcription elongation by RNA polymerase II; positive regulation of transcription elongation by RNA polymerase II; snRNA transcription by RNA polymerase II. The transcript is spliced from 12 exons. Gene Ontology annotation, molecular function: cis-regulatory region sequence-specific DNA binding. Bases 152 to 2077 code for a protein of 641 amino acids. The record is from RefSeq and is a predicted model, not a curated record.
GUCCGAGGUCUGGCUGCGCGCACUAUAUGACAGUACGUCAGCAGCGGGAUGGCCGUAGCUGUGGCGGCGGCUGCAGAAGCCCUAGCAGCCGCGGCCGCAGUGGAGGCUAGAGCCCGAGCGGCAUCGGCGUCGGCACCCCGGGGAGUGUAAGAUGGCGGCAGGGGGGGCGGCGGGCCUGCGGGAGGAGCAGCGCUAUGGGCUGUCGUGCGGACGGCUGGGACAAGACAACAUUACUGUACUGCAUGUGAAGCUCACCGAGACGGCGAUCCGGGCGCUCGAGACCUACCAGAGCCACAAGAAUUUAAUUCCUUUUCGACCUUCAAUUCAGUUCCAAGGGCUCCAAGGGCUUGUCAAAAUCCCUAAAAACGAUCCCCCCAAUGAAGUGCAUACUUUCAACUUCUAUUUGUCAAAUGUGGGUAAGGACAACCCUCAGGGCAGCUUUGACUGCAUCCAGCAAACAUUUUCCAGCUCUGGAGCCUCCCAGCUCAAUUGCCUGGGAUUUAUACAAGAUAAAAUUACAGUGUGUGCAACGAAUGACUCGUAUCAGAUGACACGAGAAAGAAUGACCCAGGCAGAGGAGGAAUCCCGCAACCGAAGCACAAAAGUUAUCAAACCCGGUGGACCAUAUGUAGGGAAAAGAGUGCAAAUUCGGAAAGCACCUCAAGCUGUUUCAGAUGCAGUGCCUGAGAGGAAACGGUCAGCCCCCAUGAAUCCUGCCAAUACGAUUCGAAAGACUCACAGCAGCAGCAGUGUUUCUCAGCGGCCAUAUAGGGACAGGGUGAUCCACUUACUGGCACUGAAGGCCUACAAGAAACCAGAGCUGCUGGCGCGACUGCAGAAAGAUGGUGUCAAUCAGAAAGACAAGAACUCCCUCGGAGCGAUUCUGCAGCAGGUAGCCAAUCUGAAUCCUAAGGACCUCUCGUAUACCUUAAAGGAUUAUGUUUUCAAAGAGCUUCAAAAAGACUGGCCUGGAUACAAUGAAAUAGACAGACGGUCAUUACAGUCAGUGCUCUCAAGAAAAUUAAAUCCAUCUCAGAAUGCUGCCAGCACCAGCCGUUCAGAAUCUCCUGUAUGUUCUAGUAGAGAUGCUGCGUCUUCUCCUCAGAAACGGCCUUUAGAUUCAGAUUUCAUUGAUCCUUUAAUGAAUAAGAAAGCUCGAAUAUCUCACCUGACAAGUAGAGUGCCGCCAACAUUAAAUGGUCAUUUGAAUCCCACCAGUGAAAAAUCUGCUGCAGGCCUCUUGCCACCUCCUGCAGCUGCUGCCAUCCCUACUCCUCCGCCGCUGCCUUCAACCCACCUGCCUGUUUCCAACCCUCCGCAGACUGUAAAUUCUAACUCCAAUUCCCCUAGCACUCCAGAAGGCCGGGGGACUCAAGACCUACCUGUUGACAGUUUUAGUCAAAACAGUAGUAUAUAUGAGGACCAGCAAGACAAAUAUACCUCUAGGACUUCUCUGGAAACCUUACCCCCUGGUUCAGUUCUACUAAAGUGUCCAAAGCCUAUGGAAGAAACUCCUUCAAUGUCUCACAAAAAGUCCAAAAAGAAGUCUAAAAAACACAAGGAAAAGGACCAAAUUAAAAAGCACGACAUUGAGAUGACUGAAGAAAAGGAAGAGAACUUUAAAAGAGAAGAGGAAAUUGCCAAGCUGAACAACUCCAGUCCAGAUUCCAAUGAAGGAGUUAAAGAGGGCUGCACUGCCUCCACGGAGCCUUCUUCGACAAUUGAACUCCCAGAUUAUUUGAUAAAAUACAUUGCUAUUGUCUCCUAUGAGCAACGCCAGAAUUACAAGGACGACUUCAACGCUGAGUAUGAUGAGUACAGAGCCUUGCAUGCCAGGAUGGAGACUGUAGCUAGACGAUUUAUCAAACUUGAUGCACAACGAAAGCGGCUUUCUCCGGGCUCAAAAGAGUAUCAGAAUAUUCAUGAAGAAGUCUUACAAGAAUAUCAGAAGAUCAAGCAGUCCAGUCCCAAUUACCAUGAAGAAAAAUACAGAUGCGAGUAUCUUCAUAACAAGCUGGCUCACAUCAAAAGACUAAUAGGUGAAUUUGACCAACAGCAAGCAGAGUCAUGGCACUAGAUCUCUGCUUGGACCAGAAGAUGUGAAUAAACUUAUUUAUUUAAAAUUCCAAAUGAGUUGCUCUAAGAUGCUGAAAAAAAUGAAACUUUGCUUGUUGAAAGUUUCAGUAUUAGUAAACUUGAGUUAUUUACUCUCUCCCCCCCCCCCCCCAUUUUACUUUGCUUCCCUGCAUUUUUGAAGCUGCCUUUUCUGGUCCUUCUUCCCAUCCCUACCCCGCCCCCAAGAUUUAUGUUUGUCAAUAGAAGUAAUCAUUUUUAGAUAUUGGAGGUCCAAUGUCUACAAUUCAGAUCAGCUCUUUUCCUUAAAAACUUAUGUUUGUCAUUAGAAAUGAUUUUUUUUUUAGAUAUUGGGGAUCCAAUGUCCAUACUUCAAAGUUACGUGUGUUUAAAAAAAAAACAGUAAUGUGCAAGGUGAAAUGGUUUUGGAUAAACAUAAGCCUAUUUUCUGACCUUUAUUAAUGCAAACUCUUUGCCUUAAAUGGUAGAAUAUUUAGAAAUUUGCACAAAAUACAAAAAAAAUUAAAACAUUGUUUUGGAGGGUUAAGAAACAGAAAGAUGUAUAUGUAUGUGUGUAAAUAUGCACACACAUGUACAUACAGGCUGACUUGAUCUAGAACAGUAAAUCCGCCCUGCAAGUUAACCCCCCAUCGCAAUGGUUGCCUUAAGGUGUUUGCUAGUUGUGUACAUAGUGUGGUUAAUCAUUAGCUACACUGCUUCCCACUUGGGUAGAGCAAUGGGAAGUAUGCUGUGGCCUACCAGCGUCUGAAAGUGUGUGCUCGACCGAUGUGUGUGCAGAGGUGGCGUGGAUGUGAGCGUGCGUGGAGGAGAAAAGCUGCUACUCUCAGUAGGCCAAACGCUCAGGUUAAACAACAGAUGAGUGUUACUGUAGGGGUUUGUUUUUUAAUUUUUUUUCCUGUCAGAUUGCUACUUCUAUCGUGGAAGACAAAAAGCAUUUCCAUUUCAACAGUUUGUCAGCUUUAUUAAUGUUGGGCAAAAUCAAUAUGUUAUGAAAAUGAAACAGAUCUAUAGUUUUGGGGCAAAAUUAUAAAAUUAAACAUGUAGGUGACCUAUUUAUAUACUGCUAUAAAGUAUUUUUUGAAGAGAGAUAUGCAAAGAAGCUAUUACCUACAUGAAAUGUAUAUUUAAGAUUGUUUUUCAUCCUGGGAGCCAGGAAUAUAAAAAAGAGCGAAUAUAUUUAACCAUAACAUACUGUGAUUCAUCAAACAGCACAAACUUUCAUUUCAUGGAGUUUAUCUGUUGACGUUGAUUUAAACUAUCAUUUGUUUUAUCAUGUGGGAACAUAAGUUAUGUGGUCAAAAACAAGGAUUUUGAACUAAUGUUGAUUCAAGUUGUGUUGUCUUAUCGUAUUGUCUUUUCAAAGUGCUGCCAGUUGAAAAGGGAAGCAUUAUGUUUACAAAUCUGUUUUGAAAUGUUUGCCAAAAUUUUGGUAGUAUCUUUAAUAAAGAUGUUUGUCUCCAGCAUCCAAAAAAUAAAUAAAUAAAUAAAUAAC